AUGAACACGUUCGACAUUGAAGUGUACAAUGGGAAACUUUCAAGAGGAAUAGAUGGCAUAAAUGGUCGCGUUGUCGUGAGUCGUGGCAGAAAUUUAAAGAAUCGAUUUCGAAGCCGACAAAAAAGAGAUAAAAAGUCAAUAGAAGAAAGCUCAACCAUGACUUUAAUAAAGAAGGAAAAAAAAGGAAAAAGUUUGAUUGUUGUGAGAAAUAAGUAA
Clunio marinus is the source of this 216-nucleotide messenger RNA. NCBI's taxonomy places the organism in Eukaryota, Metazoa, Arthropoda, Insecta, Diptera, Chironomidae. The record is from the annotation of a GenBank genome assembly.